AUGGCCGGAAAAGUGGCCAGAUUUCUGCCUAGCCACCACCGGGAAAGAGACGGCGGUGGUAGCUAUGGCUCUGAAAAGGCGAGCCUUGAGGAAGUAGAGUUCGAGUUUCUUGGGGAUGGAGGGGAGUCAUCAUUUGCUGCAACUACAAGCAGAGAUGAAAUAUUGGAAUUAAAUGAAGAUGAUGACGACGAGGGCAAAAAAGGAAUUGAGCAGAACAAGAGCUUCUGGGACAACCAGCACCAACUUUUGCAGGCUACGCUGCGUAGAAGCAGCAGUUUGGAGUCAAGAAUAAGAGAUAGAACAAAAGAAGCCGUUAACAAGAUACAAAUCUCGGAGGCUAUUAAUAAUUAUUGCGGCUGUGAAGAUCCCAAAGGAAACAACUUUUCCUUCUGCAAGAAGUGCUUAUUGAGAAGAGUUUCAAGUCAGCUUCAAAGUGGGGGCCAUAACAGUGCCAUUUGCAAAACAAAAUGGAGAAACUCACGACCCGAUAUUCCUUCAGGGGAGCACAAUUUUGUGGAUGUGGUAGACACCACAAGCUCAAAGAAAGGAGAGGUGAUUAGGGUGAUCGUUGAACUGAAUUUCCGAGCUGAAUUUGAGAUGGCAAGGGCGAGCAAAGAGUACAACCGAUUAGUCCGACGGCUGCCAGAGGUGUUUGUGGGGAAAGUUGAAAAACUAAGAACCCUAAUAAAGAUAAUGUGCAUGGCAGCUAAAAGAUGUAUGAAGGAAAAUAAAAUGCACAUGGGACCGUGGAGGAAGCAAAGGUAUAUGCAAUCAAAGUGGUUAGGUCCAUGUGAAAGGAACACUUCAACAACUUUGUCCUCAAUGAUCUAUUCUGAUGGGAGGAUGGUGCCAAAGAUGAAGGUAAAGCCAAUGGCUUCCAUGUUAACAAUAGAUUUGCAAGAGAAACUUCCUAAUAUGCAUUGUACAAUGGUUGAAGUUUCCUAAUUAGUAAUAAAUAAGGUCUUUUUUUUUAACUUAAAAAGAAUGGAUGGUUUCAUGUGGUCAAAAUUGUUAGUGUUUUCUACUAAGCACAGGUAUCAUCCUAUUAUAAGCAAUCACGCUCGAGGUACUAUCUCAAAAUUGUUAUCCCCAUAAGAAUGCUAGCUUAGGUCUUCACAUAUAUGAAUGUGAGGAUUUAGUAAGUAAC
This is a messenger RNA of Neltuma alba, 1147 nucleotides long. RefSeq lists its product as uncharacterized. The record is from RefSeq and is a predicted model, not a curated record. The coding region runs from base 1 to 945 and encodes 314 amino acids. Lineage: Eukaryota; Viridiplantae; Streptophyta; Magnoliopsida; Fabales; Fabaceae. The transcript is spliced from 3 exons.